This is a messenger RNA of Schistosoma haematobium, 3435 nucleotides long. RefSeq names its product CAP-Gly domain-containing linker protein 2 (gene CLIP2). Gene Ontology annotation, biological process: microtubule anchoring. Gene Ontology annotation, cellular component: centrosome. Gene Ontology annotation, molecular function: microtubule binding. NCBI's taxonomy places the organism in Eukaryota, Metazoa, Platyhelminthes, Trematoda, Strigeidida, Schistosomatidae. The transcript is spliced from 18 exons. The record is from RefSeq and is a predicted model, not a curated record. Bases 1 to 3435 code for a protein of 1144 amino acids.
AUGAAUAGAACCUAUUUGAAUUUAUCUACUCAUCCAAUAACUUCAACAGUUGAUAAUACUUCAUUGAAUACAAUGUCAACAACAAAAGUUCGUUUCAGUUCAGAUUUAUGUAAUGGUCAUAUAUCGUCAUCAUCAUCAUCCUUUAAAACAAAUUCAAAUAAUUUAUGCGAUGCACCAUCUUCAUCAUCAUCAACUGGUGAUUAUUCAACAUCAUCUGAAUUCAGUAGUACAUCACAUAUUUUGAAAAACUUUACUAUUGGUGAUCGAGUUUUUUUAAGUAGAACAAAACAACAUGGUACAAUUGCAUAUAUUGGACCAACACAUUUUUCCGCUGAAGAUCUUGUCGGUGUUGUAUUAGAUUCCAACUCUGGGAAACAUGAUGGCAGCAUAAAUGGAAUACGAUAUUUUCAGUGUCCAGCAAGACGUGGGUUAUUUUGUCCGAUCGGUGACUUGUUCCCAGUGGACCAAAAAAACAUUUUUUCGAGAAAUAGAAUUAGACCUAAUACUAAUUGUGAAGUCAACCAGAAGCUCAAGUUUCGUAUCUCUGAUAAACGGGCAUCAUCUAAUUCCUUCUGUAAUCAAUUUGACAGAUAUGACCGUAAACGUCAUUCAUUUAGACUUCCUAAAACAACAGAUAAUGCAUACUUACAAGAAAGUGGAAAAUUUCAGAGAUCCUGGUCUGAAAGGAGUAGAUCUACUGGAAAACUAUGGAAAGAUUCUGAAUUUAGUACCUCCAAUCGAAUUGUUGAACCCUAUGACGUACCAAAGGAAAUAAAAGAUCAUCGAUAUAAUACUCUACCAGAAUAUUCAAAUUGCUCUUCAAAUAAUACAUCAUUAUCUAGUUUACAUUUUAUUCGAACCGUUUCCUCUACAUCAAAAUUAUAUGAUCAACGUCAUAGAAAUAGUUUAAAUAAUAAUAAUAAUAAUAAAUUAAACUUAUUCAAUUCAAAAUAUUCUUCUAAUAAAUUGUCAACAUAUACAUCCAAUUCAUCUUUAUUCAAUGUACAAUUUAGAAAUUCUUUAAAAUUAAUUAAAUUAAAAACUAAAUUAAAUAAAUAUUCUGUUGAACAAUUAAUAAAUAAUAAUUUUAAUAAUAAAAAUUAUCAUUUACAACAGAAUUAUUUAUUGAAUGAAAAUCAAUUAGUUCUUAUGAAUAAUGUUAUUCAUUGUGCACAAGAAAGAUUAAAUGAUUUACAAAAUCAAGUUUUACAAUAUCAUGAAAUGAAUGUGAAAUUAACAAAACAAUUAACAUUUGUUAAAAUAUGUCAGCAAGAAAUUUUGUGUAAACUUGGUGAAGGACCAAAGAAUGAUGUGUGUGAAUCACAGCAAAUAGAUCAACAACAAAAAGAACGAAUUUGUGAAAUUAAACAUAAACUUUUUCUAGAAUAUGAAAGAUUACAAAAUUUGGCAAAGAAUUUUUCUGCGCUAAAAAUUACCAAUAUGGAUAUCAUUCCAAAGGUUGUAUAUAAUGGCCAAAAUUGUAAUAAGCAAACUAUUCUAAACAAUUGUUAUAAGGAGGAAAAUAGUGUUGUCAUGGCAACUGUUCAUCCUUUUGAAAAAAGUGAUUACAGUAACAAAAUCACUGCUAAUAAUGAUGUUUAUUGUAAAGAUAUAACAUCCAAUAAUAAUGGUGAUAAUCUUAAAAGUCAACUGGAUAAUACUAGUAAUUUACAGGAAGUUAUGAAACUUAGAAAACAAAUACUUAUCAUUUAUGAAUCUUAUCAAUGUCAUUAUCAAGAUGUAUUGAAAAAAUUAAAAACUUAUCAAUAUGCAUUAAAUGAUCAAAUGUGUGAAAUACGCAAGUGUGAUCUUAACGAAGACUCGCAUUCAUUUUCCCUACCGACCAAAUCAAUUGCUCUAUCCAGCUGUCAUUACAACAUUAACAAUUUGCAUUUAUUUGAUCCAGAGUGUGACGCACAGAAAUCAUUGGACUUUCAUAAAUCAAUUUGUGAGGAACAUAAAAUGCUAUUGAAAGAAGCUAAAAAUAAAAAUUACAAACUUUCGAUGGAACUAAGUGUCGUUAAUGCAGAGAUAACACAUCUCAAUGGUCGACCAGAAAUACAACUACAUAACCACCUAAAGAAGUUAGAAUUAUCUAAAACUACCAAUGAUAAUUUACAUCAAACAAUUCAACAUUUAGAAGAACAAAUUGCUAGAGUUCAUAAAGAAUUAGAAGAUGCUAAAAAUAAACUCAAUAAGGAGGAUGGUAUACAUAUGGCGCUCAUGCGAAUGAAUCUUCGAAUUCAUCAAUUAAAGCAAAUGGAAAUCAAAGCCCAUAGUCUCAUAAACGAUCAGUGCAUGAGUAUAAAAACAAAAGAAAAGGAACUAACAGAGACAAUUAAUAAAAUGGAUUUAUUGUCCGAAGUCUGGGCUAAUGAAAGGCAAGUAAAAAUUGAGACAAUUCAAAAAUUACGCGAAAAUCUUAAAUUUCUGUCAAACAAAUCUCCAAAAGUCCAUAUAACGAAUAAAGCAAUUCGAAUACAAUAUACUGACAGCAUAAGCAAUAAUGGUGAACAAAUAUCAGACACACAAGAACCUCACCUACCAUACUCGUUAUUUAGUGCUUUAUGCAAAGAAAUACGCCGUUUACAAUCUCGUUCGGUCAGUCUUGUAGAAGCAUUAGACUUAUUGAACACAGGGAGUUACAAUUCAGAAAAACUUGAUCACAUUAAAAAUUUAGUAUUUUCUUCAAACCAAACAAAAAAUACAUACACCAUAAAUUGGAAGAACAUGCCUUUGAACAAUGUCGGCACUAAUAUCAAAAGGAAUAUGGACACAAGACCAUUUAACACUGUUCGAUCUAUCAAACAGCGUAAUAACGGAACUGUAUCAUCAAAUGCCCAUUCACCUAAUAGGAUUUCAGUUGUUUCCGCAGCUUCUCGUCAUAGUAAACAUGUAACAAUCAGUGAUAAUCGCAGGCAAAGAAUUUCAUCAUACAAAAAUUAUUCUUAUGGUAAUUCUAAACAUUUGUCAGUACACGAAUCAGUUAAUGAAAAAACAGUCUAUCCUAACCCACCCACUAGUUUACAAGUAGAAAAUUCAGUCCCACCAUUGCAACAGCGACAUGAACAACAACAAGAUCUAGUGCAAGGAGAAAGAGAAGAAUGUCUACACCAACUACAAGAGCAACAGCUCUUUUAUCAUUAUAAUUUACCGAUUUCUUUCAGUCCACGUGUACAACGCCGCCCAGUUUCGUUUUAUUUAAGUCGAAAUAUAGAUAAAUUUGUAAAAUUGCCAAUUCCAGAAGCUGAUGAAGAAGAGCAGACUGACGAUGAUGAAGAAAACAUUAAUGAAGUAAUGGAUGAGGAUGAUGACGAGGAGGAGCAGUACGAGGAAAAGAACGAAAACGUAGAAGUACAAGAUAAAAAUAAAGAGCAUUGUAAUAAUCAUAUUAGGUCCCAUAACCAUGAAGGGAUUGGGGUAGAAACAUCCUAA